This is a messenger RNA of Marmota flaviventris (yellow-bellied marmot), 1413 nucleotides long. It is a transcript of the gene Snupn, whose product is annotated as snurportin 1. The record is from RefSeq and is a predicted model, not a curated record. Lineage: Eukaryota; Metazoa; Chordata; Mammalia; Rodentia; Sciuridae. Gene Ontology annotation, molecular function: protein binding; nuclear import signal receptor activity. Gene Ontology annotation, cellular component: cytoplasm; nucleus. Gene Ontology annotation, biological process: protein import into nucleus; snRNA import into nucleus.
UCCCCGGGGAGGGCGGUGGCAGCGGCGGCGCGUGCAACUGUCGCCUCAGUCCGGGAAGAUGGAAGAGCUGAGUCAAGCCCUGGCUAGUAGCUUUUCUGUGUCUCAAGAUCUGAACAGCACAGCUGCCCCACACCCCCGCCUAUCCCAAUACAAGUCCAAAUACAGUUCCUUGGAGCAGAGUGAGCGGCGCCGCCGGUUACUGGAACUGCAGAAAUUGAAGCGGCUGGAUUAUGUGAACCAUGCCAGGAGACUGGCUGAAGAUGAUUGGACAGGGGUGGAGAGUGAGGAAGAAGACAAGAAAGAUGAUGAAGAAAUGGACAUUGACACUGGCAAGAAGUUACCAAAACGUUAUGCGAAUCAAUUGAUGCUCUCUGAGUGGUUAAUUGAUGUUCCUUCAGAUUUGGGACAAGAAUGGAUUGUGGUGGUGUGCCCUGUUGGAAAAAGAGCCCUUAUUGUGGCCUCCAGGGGUUCUACCAGUGCCUAUACCAAGAGUGGCUACUGUGUCAACAGGUUUUCUUCCCUUCUGCCAGGAGGCAAUAGGAGAAACUCAACAAAUGCAAAAGAGUACACCAUUCUGGAUUGCAUUUACAGUGAGGUGAAUCAGACCUACUAUGUUCUAGAUGUGAUGUGCUGGCGAGGACACCCUUUUUAUGACUGCCAGACUGAUUUCCGAUUCUACUGGAUGCAUUCAAAAUUGCCGGAAGAAGAAGGACUGGGCGAGAAAACCACGCUCAAUCCUUUUAAAUUUGUGGGACUAAAGAAUUUUCCUUGUACCCCUGAGAGUCUGUGUAAGGUGCUAUCUAUGGAUUUCCCUUUUGAGGUAGAUGGACUUCUCUUCUACCACAAGCAGACCCACUAUAGCCCUGGAAGCACUCCCUUGGUGGGCUGGCUGCGCCCAUACAUGGUGUCAGAUGUUCUUGGUGUGGCUGUGCCGGCUGGACCACUAACCACCAAGCCAGAAUAUGCUGGGCACCAGCUCCAGCAAAUUAUUGAGCACAAGAGGAGCCAGAAGGAGGGCAUGAAGGAACUUCCACACAAGACCUCCGAGAAUGGGCACUAUGAGCUUGAACACCUGUCCACCCCCAAGCUGAAGGGGCCUUCCCAUAGCCCAGACCACCCUGGAAGUCUCAUGGAAAACUAAAGAGGGCAGCUUCCUUUAGGUCACAAGAUGGGUCUUAGCCCCAGAAGGAAGACUGGAGAAGAAGACAGUGACAAUAACUGGUGAUUUCUUUUUAGAAUGGAAUUUCCAAAGGUCAGUCCAUCUGGAAGCAGCUUAUCUCCUAUCUGAAAUGCAGGCUCAAACAGCAGAGGAGGGCCCAGGUUGGGUGGAUUUAGAUUGAUUUGAACAGCUUCUACUGUGAUUAAACAUAUCUCAGAUCCACAGUGUAAAUAUAUAUAAUUCUUAAGAAAGAA